UUAAGGAAACAAAAGCGCGUAGGUGUCAGCGAGUACGUGGUAGUCCACCAUACUCUAUCUUCCUCUCCAUAAACCUCUCGUCAAGCAAGACUGAUAUUCAAACCCUAAAAAAAAUUCAGACUGUUCGAUAAAGAGGAGGAUGUUGCGAUCGUGCUGUUAUUGGCCAUUGGAGAGGUAUCUGGGGAGGAGGAGCAGUGAUGAAUUGCUGUGGCACAUUGACCUGAAGCCGCACGCCUCCGGCGACUUCUCGAUCGCCGCUGUACAAGCCAAUUCCAGCAUGGAGGACCAGAGUCAGAUCUUCGCCUCGCCGUCCACCACCUACGUUGGCGUCUACGAUGGCCACGGUGGACCAGAAGCCUCUCGAUUCGUCAACCGCCACCUCUUCCCUUAUCUCCAUAAAUUUGAAACCGAGCAAGGAGGCCUAUCAGCAGAUGUGAUAAAGAAGGCAUUUUAUGCAACGGAAGAGGAUUUCACACGAUUUGUGAAGCAAUCGAUGCCAGUCAAACCACAGAUUGCUUCAGUUGGAUCAUGUUGUAUUCUUGGUGCAAUUUCAGACGGUGAACUGUAUGUAGCGAAUUUAGGAGAUUCAAGAGCGGUUCUUGGGAGGAGAGGUUUUGACGGGGAGAGGAAUUUGGUGGUCGCAGAGCGGUUAUCAACUGAUCAUAAUGUUUCAUAUGAGGAAGUGAGGAGGGAGGUACAAUCACUUCAUCCAGAUGAUUCUUCGAUAGUGCUCCAUUGCCAUGGAGUUUGGAGAAUCAAGGGCAUAAUUCAGGUGUCAAGAUCUAUCGGUGAUGUUUAUCUCAAGAAGCCCGAGUUUCACAGAGAUCCAAUUUUCCGACAAUUUGCAAAUCCUUUCCCCAUGAAGAGAUCAGUAUUAACAGCUGAACCCUCCAUUGUUACUAGAAAGCUUAGGCCACACGAUUUGUUUUUAAUAUUUGCCUCAGAUGGCCUCUGGGAACACAUAAGUGAUGAAGUAGCUGUUCAAAUAGUAUUUAAACACCCAAGAGCUGGAAUAGCGAAGAGACUGGUAGUAGCUGCACUUGAGGAGGCUGCUAAGAAGAGGCAAAUGAAUUGUAAGGACCUUAAUAAGAUCGAAAAGGGAAUCAGACGUCAUUUCCACGAUGAUAUUACUGUGAUUGUGAUUUAUCUUGAUCAUACCUCUUCCAGUUCCAAUCACAAAGAAGGCACUCUUGGCUACAUCACUGCCCCUGUCGACAUUUUCUCCCAUAACUUCGAUGAAGUAGUUGAAAAUUCACCCGACAAGAUUCUUCCGAGGGUCGUCUACUGAGAGGCGAGAGCAUGGUUAAAUGGAGAUUGGAGUGGGAAAUGAUCAUUUUUUACUUACAGGCUGCUGUAGAUAAUUACUGAUGGAUGCAGGUGAAAGAAAAGUCUAGAUUUUACCAAUACACAUGUUUUUUACCUUUGGUUCUUUGAUUAUUGAUUUUUGUCCAAGAUUUGCUAGCAGACUAUGUUCCUGAAAGUUGAAGUUCACCAUUUUCGUUACUUUUUUCAAUUUAUAGGAGCUAGUGAAUCUAUGCAUAGGCAUUCAGUUCCUGCAACCUCAUGUUAAGUAAAACAUGGAUCUUUAACGACAUUUGUCCUAUAGAACAUUAUGAAAUCUUCUUGUUACAACAA
Molecule: messenger RNA, 1635 nt
Organism: Olea europaea var. sylvestris
Lineage: Eukaryota; Viridiplantae; Streptophyta; Magnoliopsida; Lamiales; Oleaceae
Product: probable protein phosphatase 2C 63
Exons: 4
Coding region: 140-1288 (382 amino acids)
Biological process (GO): protein dephosphorylation
Molecular function (GO): cation binding; protein serine/threonine phosphatase activity
Source: RefSeq, a predicted model, not a curated record